GCCGGAGGGUGCUCCAGGGCUCCCCCUGUGCCGGAGGGGGCGCCAGGGCUCCCGUGCUCCGUGUGGUGCUGGCCAGGGCGACUCUGCAAGGGAUCCUUGCAGUUUAACGGAAGUGAUUUAUACUCUUGGUAGCCACCUUAGAAAAUAGAACAAGCACAAAGGGAAAAAAUGCGAAUUAUCCGUCUCCCCAGCCGGAGGCAGUUGUUCAUAUCCUACUUCGUGUGGUUUGUUGUUUCAUCUCCCUUUUUACUAAAAUGUUUCGUCGCUUUAGUAGCUGUACGGUAUCUCAUUGUUUAUGACGUGGGAAUAAUAUCUGUAUUUUCUUAGCAUUUACCGUACGCACUGGGCACUGUCAUUUGUUGAAUCCUUAUGACUUGAUGCUUGUGCUGUUAGUAUCCCAGGGGCACAGAUGAGAAGCUGCCCAGGGUAACCCAGCCGGUGAACGGUAGAACCAGAUGUAGAGCCCAGGUCUCCUGGCUCCAGAGCUCUUAGGUUUCGCACACUCUUCUGCCUCUCGGGCCACACACCCCGCACCACGGGGUCUCUCGCUUCCUCUAGGGAGGCUCUGGAGCGGGUUUCUAAGCGUCUGUGUUUUAUGAUUAUAAAUGCUACCCUGAUGAGCCUUUGUGUGACUUUGAUAUUCUGAUAGUCCCUGGUUACUUAUUUGAGAUUCACCCCCCAAAAUGGAAGUUAAGGCACAAAGGGCACAAAGAGGUAAGGCUCUCAGACGUUGUCCUAACCUUCCCCCCAGGAGGCUGCCCCCACCAGAGGGCGGGGCUGCUGGGUUUAGCGGCUGAGAAGCCGGCCACGGACGCCUGCUUGUGUGUGCCGGGGGCGCGUGGAUGGUGUUUCACAAGGGCCAGUUGAGGGAUUGGAGAGAUGUAACCUCCAGAAGAUUUGGAUCGUGGGGUGGGGGCCUGGGGACAUGCAUGUGGCUGCUGCGUGGAAGAGCUCUGCCCCAGGCCUUACGCACAAGUGGCCCCGUGGGCUGCAGCUGCAGGCAGCACCCAGACGUGGAAAGCACGGGGUGGGAGUUGAGGACCUGGACUGUCUGCCGCCCUGUCUCUGGCUGGUGUGGACCGUGCACGGGGAGGGCCACACGCCGCACCCCUCACACACAGUCAACAUUACGUCCGACUGCUCCCCGGCUCGGGGUGGGGGCGCGGUCUGUUCCCAUCCCACCCCCACCUCGGGGAGCCUGGCCCGGCCUGGUACCUCUGUCCGUCUCACGGGGCACAGCCUGGCCUGUGUCAUGGGCCACACAGCUCCUGCAUUAUGUAUGAGGGGACCCAGCAGUGAGCGAGGGAGGGCCGGGCGGUGAUUAAUAAACAGGCGUAUUGUGUGGCGCUCCAUUCACGGCGCUCUCCGAGGACGUGGUGGGCUCGAGAUAAUAAAGCCCUGUGUAUGCCACAGAGGCCUGGGAGGUGGCCAGGGCGGGCUGGCAGGGAGCUGGGGCGCCCGGAAUGGCUCUGAGUCCAUCCAGGGCCCGACUGCUGUGUUUGCUCUGAGGCUGACCCCCCGGCGGGGAAGGUCUAGCUGGACUUUUGCCCGCACCUAAGUCUGCCCCUGGCAUGGGCCUUGCACACCUGUCCCUACAGGGGGAGCCUGAGAAGACAGCAGAUGAACCUGGCCGGGACUCCCUCACGAGAGAGGUUGAUUGACUUAUGUGCACUUGGGGACCCUGGAGUCUCCCUUCCCUCCGCAGACCGGGCCAGAGCCUCCGCUGGUGUUGCAAGGAGGGGGCUGAAUGAGGCAGAGAAGCUGAGCUCUGUCCAGGAGGCCCAGCUGGAGCGGCUCAAGGCGGCAAGACCCCGAGGGCCGGGGAGCAGGGAGCGGGGCCUGGUGCCGAGGAUGGCCAGGCCGCAGCCGCCGCCCUGGGUCCACGCAGCCUUCCUCCUCUGCGUCCUCGGACUUGGUGGAGCCAUCGAGAUUCCCAUGGACCCAAGCAUUCAGAAUGAGCUGACCCAGCCUCCGACCAUCACCAAGCAGUCAGUGAAGGACCACAUCGUGGACCCCCGGGACAACAUCCUGAUCGAGUGUGAAGCCAAGGGCAACCCCGCCCCCAGCUUCCACUGGACGCGCAACAGCAGGUUCUUCAACAUCGCCAAGGACCCCCGCGUGUCCAUGCGGCGGCGGUCGGGGACGCUGGUGAUUGACUUCCGCAGCGGGGGGCGGCCCGAGGAGUACGAGGGCGAGUACCAGUGCUUUGCCCGCAACAAAUUUGGCACGGCCCUGUCCAACAGGAUCCGUCUGCAGGUGUCCACCAUGGAGCCCAUCACCCAAGACAAGCGUGUGUCCCAGGGCCACAACGGAGACCUGUAUUUCUCUAACGUGAUACUGCAGGACAUGCAAACCGACUACAGCUGCAACGCCCGCUUCCACUUCACCCACACCAUCCAGCAGAAGAACCCCUUCACCCUCAAGGUCCUCACCAACCACCCCUAUAACGACUCGUCCUUACGAAACCACCCUGACAUGUACAGUGCCCGAGGAGUCGCGGAAAGGACCCCCAGCUUCAUGUACCCCCAGGGCACCUCGAGCAGCCAGAUGGUGCUACGCGGCAUGGACCUGCUGCUGGAGUGCAUCGCCUCCGGGGUCCCCACACCAGACAUUGCAUGGUACAAGAAAGGCGGGGACCUCCCCUCGGACAAGGCCAAGUUUGAGAACUUUAACAAGGCCCUGCGCAUCACCAACGUCUCCGAGGAAGACUCCGGCGAGUAUUUCUGCCUGGCCUCCAACAAGAUGGGCAGCAUCCGGCACACGAUCUCGGUGAGAGUAAAGGCUGCUCCCUACUGGCUGGAUGAACCCAAGAACUUGGUCCUGGCUCCGGGCGAGGAUGGGAGGCUGGUGUGUCGCGCCAAUGGGAACCCCAAGCCCACUGUGCAGUGGAUGGUGAACGGGGAGCCCUUGCAGUCGGCACCGCCCAACCCGAACCGCGAGGUGGCCGGCGACACCAUCAUCUUCCGGGACACGCAGAUCAGCAGCAGGGCCGUGUACCAGUGCAACACCUCCAACGAGCACGGCUACCUGCUGGCCAACGCCUUCGUCAGCGUGCUGGACGUGCCACCGCGGAUGCUGUCACCCCGGAACCAGCUCAUCAGAGUGAUCCUGUACAACCGCACCCGGCUGGACUGCCCGUUCUUCGGGUCUCCCAUCCCCACGCUCCGAUGGUUUAAGAAUGGGCAGGGGAGCAACCUGGACGGCGGCAACUACCACGUGCACGAGAACGGCAGCCUGGAGAUCAAGAUGAUCCGCAAGGAGGACCAGGGCAUCUACACCUGCGUCGCCACCAACAUCCUGGGCAAAGCCGAGAACCAGGUCCGCCUGGAGGUCAAAGACCCCACCAGGAUCUACCGGAUGCCAGAGGACCAGGUGGCCAAAAGGGGCACCACGGUGCAGCUGGAGUGCCGUGUGAAACACGACCCCUCCCUGAAACUCACCGUGUCCUGGCUGAAGGACGAGGAGCCGCUGUACAUCAGCAACAGGAUGAAGAAGGAGGAUGACUCGCUGACCAUCUUCGGGGUGGCUGAGAAGGACCAAGGCAGUUACACGUGCGUCGCCAGCACUGAGCUGGACCAGGACCUGGCCAAGGCCUACCUCACCGUGCUAGCUGAUCAGGCCACUCCAACUAACCGUUUGGCUGCCCUGCCCAAAGGGCGGCCAGACCGGCCCCGAGACCUGGAGCUCACCGACCUGGCCGAGCGGAGCGUGAGGCUGACCUGGAUCCCGGGGGACGCCAACAACAGCCCCAUCACAGACUACGUAGUCCAGUUUGAAGAGGACCAGUUCCAGCCGGGGGUCUGGCAUGACCAUUCCAAGUUCCCAGGCAAUGUCAACUCGGCUGUCCUGCAGCUGUCCCCGUACGUCAACUACCAGUUCCGGGUCAUCGCCAUCAACGAGGUCGGCAGCAGCCACCCCAGCCUCCCGUCAGAGCGCUACCGAACCAGUGGGGCACCCCCUGAGUCCAACCCCGGUGACGUGAAGGGAGAGGGGACCAGGAAGAACAACAUGGAGAUCACGUGGACGCCCAUGAACGCCACCUCCGCCUUUGGCCCCAACCUGCGCUACAUCGUGAAGUGGCGGCGGAGAGAGACUCGCGACGCCUGGAACAACGCCACCGUGUGGGGCUCUCGCUACGUGGUGGGGCAGACCCCGGUCUAUGUGCCCUACGAGAUCCGAGUGCAGGCCGAAAAUGACUUUGGGAAGGCCCCCGAGCCAGAGACGGUCAUCGGUUACUCCGGGGAGGACUAUCCCCGGGCUGCACCCACCGACGUCAAGGUCCGAGUCAUGAACAGCACAGCCAUCAGCCUGCAGUGGAACCGUGUCUACUCGGACACGGUGCAGGGCCAGCUCAGAGAGUACCGAGCCUACUACUGGAGGGAGAGCAGCUUGCUGAAGAACCUGUGGGUGUCUCAGAAGAGACAGCAAGCCAGCUUCCCCGGGGACCGCCCCCGGGGCGUGGUGUCCCAACUCUUCCCCUACAGCAACUACAAGCUGGAGAUGGUGGUGGUCAAUGGCAGAGGCGAUGGGCCUCGCAGUGAGACCAAGGAGUUCACCACCCCGGAGGGAGUUCCCAGCGCCCCCAGACGUUUCCGAGUCCGGCAGCCCAACCUGGAGACAAUCAACCUGGAGUGGGACCACCCGGAGCACCCCAACGGCAUCCUGGUUGGAUACACACUCAAAUACCUGCCCUUUAACGGAACCAAACUGGGGAAGCAGAUAGUGGAAAACUUCUCUCCGAAUCAGACCAAGUUCACGGUGCAGAGGGCGGAUCCCGUGUCACGUUACCGUUUCACGCUCAGCGCCAGGACGCAGGUGGGCUCUGGGGAAGCAGUCACAGAGGAGUCACCUGCACCCCCUAACGAAGCUACUCCAACGGCAGCUCCUCCCACGUUGCCCCCGACUACUGCGGGUGCCACGGGCGCCGUGAGCAGUACUGACGCUACUGCCAUUGGCACCACCACCGAAGCCACAGAAGCCCCCACCGUCCCAACCGCCGCACCUACCACCAUCGCCACCACCACCACUGUCGCCACAACUACUACAACCACCGUCGCCACCACCACGGAGAGUCCUCCUGCCACCACCACCAGGACUAAGAUCCAGGAAUCCGCCCAUCCGCCAGCCCCCGACGAGCAGUCCAUAUGGAACGUCACAGUGCUCCCCAACAGUAAAUGGGCCAACAUCACCUGGAAGCACAAUUUCGGGCCCGGAACUGACUUUGUGGUUGAGUACAUUGACAGCAACCAUACGAAAAAAACUGUCCCUGUUAAGGCCCAGGCCCAGCCCAUACAGCUGACAGACCUCUAUCCCGGGAUGACGUACACGUUGCGGGUCUAUUCCCGGGACCACGAGGGCAUCAGCAGUACCGUCAUCACCUUUAUGACCAGUACAGCUUACACCAACAACCAGGCCGACAUCGCCACACAGGGCUGGUUCAUCGGGCUCAUGUGCGCCAUCGCCCUCCUGGUGCUGAUCCUGCUCAUCGUCUGUUUCAUCAAGAGGAGUCGUGGUGGCAAGUACCCAGUGCGAGAGAAGAAAGAUGUUCCCCUUGGCCCCGAGGACCCCAAAGAAGAGGACGGCUCCUUUGACUACAGUGACGAGGACAACAAGCCUCUGCAAGGCAGCCAGACGUCGCUGGACGGCACCAUCAAACAGCAGGAGAGCGACGACAGCCUGGUGGACUACGGCGAGGGCGGGGAGGGCCAGUUCAACGAGGACGGCUCCUUCAUCGGGCAGUACACGGUCAAGAAGGACAAGGAGGAGACGGAGGGCAACGAGAGCUCAGAGGCCACGUCCCCCGUCAACGCCAUCUACUCCCUGGCCUAACCGAGCCCGCCGGGGCUCCGCCACUAUUUUGCGAGUGGGAGGAGGGGAGGGGGAGACGAAGCCGCUGCAGACCCUGCCACACAGCCGCCGCCACCUUCAGGGACACGGGUACAGCAUGGGGGUCUCAGAGACCCCCCCAGCCACCCACAAGCCCCCUCCCAAUGACCCCCCCACACCCCCGGGUGCCACCAGUGUGGGAGCGCUCGAGCCAUGGCCAAGCUCGCUGAAGGGAGCCCCGGCCCCUUGCCCGUCUCCCAGCCGCCCUGAACCCUGGCACCGGCGCACACCGCGUCUGCUGGCUGCGGUACUUCUCACCGUGUUUAUUUGGGCUUUGUGCUUCUUCCCCUUGGACCCAGUGUCUCCAUUUCCUUUUCCUUUUUGAAGAAGUGUCCUUGGGAAAGAGGGCCUGGGUGGCUCCUGCCCCAGGAAACCACCACGGUAGGCAAAAAGGAGUGACCCGAGAGUGGACGGCCGGACGGGAGAGCCGCAGUAUUCACACAGCCGCAGGGCGAGCCUUCUUCCCAAGGAUGCCUUUCUCGCCGCGCGCCUCCCUCGCUCCCAGCCCCUGCGCCUCGGGCCUGGCAGUCACUGAGCUGGGCUCGGCUCCGUUCUGGGAAACAACAGUAUUUUUGGCAGGAGCAGCUGGGCAGGCCUCCUUGCCUCUCUGUGGUUCGCUUGGGAGAUGAGUUUACCUCUAGCUCCUCCAUCUUCCCCCCGGGAAAACCAGGAUGCGAGCUGCACAGACCAUACGGGUCUGAGGAGCGGGAGUGGGCUCUGGUGGAGAGGACGCCAGCCCCGGGGAACGAGCCUCAGGCAGGAGCAGACCCGUGUGGGUGCUGGGGGAACUGUGCUCCCCUGUAGAGAGAAGAACAAGGCUGAUUUGGACCUCCCUCCUCUGCCUGUGCCGGCAGUGAAACCAGGACGCAGGGAGGUGCCCGCCCACCUGCCAGGUGUCUUCGCUGCUACCCUCAAGGCGAUGGCGGCCUGUGUUUGGGGGUGUAAGGCACUGCCCCCCCACUAGCUCUAGCAGAUUUCCUUGCCUUGGUCAGCUCUGAAUGAUACUGAGACUCCAUUCAACAUGGUGCGUGCAUGGGGACCUGCCGCCGAGACGGAGGGUAGACACGUAUGGGGACCCUGAGGUGGCACCAUUCUGGCCGUGCUGUGAUGCCCCUGCCUGGGGCUCGCAAUGCUCUUUGUAUGCCUUAUGCAGUUCUGAUCUGUCGCUGGAGCUCCCAGGGGCCCAGCCCCCCCACCCCCCGCGCAAGCCUCGCAGCCUCCAGCGACCUGUGUCUGUCUCAAGUUGUUGGGGGCAGCCCCUGCAGUGCCCCAGCAGUGCCCCAGCAGGACUGAAGGAGCCACUCAUGGGCCCUCAGCCUGGGCCCCUGGAAGAGACCCUCGCAGACCUGCAGUUCCCAGAGUGAAGGUGCUGCCUCUCCCUCCCCACCUAAUCCUCUUUGAAACCAAAGGUACCUGGCAUCCCCGGUGAGAGCGAGGGGGAGGUCUGGAGCCUAUGACGGGCCCUCAGCUCUUGCUGCAGCCCGAGUUGGUUCCAGGAGGAUGAAGCUGUCCCCAAGAAGGGGCCUCCAGCUGCUGGCCUAGGGGCCCAAGCUGGUCCAGGCUGGUGUCCCUCAGUGGCUUUGUGAAAGCGUCGUUUGCCACAUAUUGAAGCCGCAACGGUAUUAGCAAGGCUUGCAUCCCUUCGGAAUCAUUCAAAUGCAGGCAAGCCCGUAGACGCACGCGCUCCAGCCGCAGGAAAAGGCACUGUAGCCCAGCGCCGAGCAGGGGUGGGCUGUGAACCUGAGAGGAGUGCGCCGUGGCCCUGGGGCCCGGGCCACGCCCAGGUGUGCACGGGGAAGGCCCAGGGGCCGCUCUCCUGCUGAAAGGGGACAGGGUAAAGAGCUCGGGACCCUCUCCUCCGGCUCUCUUCCAACACCUGCUGCCCCAGCCCAGUGUCGCUGAGGGGGGCGUCAGGGAAGCGAGGGUGGGGGCCGAGUGAAGGACUGGCCUUUCCGGAAGCAGUCUGGGUGUACACACGGUGGUCGAGUUUCUCAGGCAUCCGUCCGCGCUGCACGGCCAUCUAGUGAGCCCCUCAGCAAAGGCAGGCUGUGGGCAGGAAGGGCUGAUGGUGUCAUCGUAGCUGUCUCCCUGCCUCUUCUGUCUGCAGGGUCCUGGGAGAGGUGAGUCUACUGGUCUGUGCACCCUGUUCCAGUGCCCUCCUGGGCUCUGAACCGUCCUCCAUGUGUGUUUCAAGAGAAUACUGCUGCCUUCCUCUCUCUCUCUCUCUCUCUCUCUCUCUCUCUCUCUCUGGCUAUUGUUCUGUGGCUGCCAAGAUCUGCCCCACCCCCACCACAACUGCCACACAACCACAGCCCUUCAGGCAGGAGCAGACUGGGCACUGAAGAGCUGAGUGUUCUCCCCACCCCAAGAUGGCGCAGCAAGAUCAGAGGCCGAAGUAGGUGGCUUGCAAGGUUAACCUAAGAGGCUGCCCCUCCCAGGAAUGGGCGAGGCCUUUUGCUGUGGAUCCCAUGCCAGAGUCGCCCCAACUCAGCAGGAAAGCAGUAUUGCCCAGCCCUCCCUGCCAGCUGUGUGUCUCGAAGCAUACCAACAACCAUGCCAGGAGUGGGCGAUGCCCAGGUGCUGCAGCUUGCCUGGCGGGGGAGGAGGUGCAGUUGUCUUGUAGUGACUGUGGAAGCUGCAUUGACCGGGCUGCAGACCCAGUGCUGUGCUCUCGUCUGUCCAUUUGCAUUCACUCAGCAGAUGCUCUGAGCAUCUCGUCUGAGCCAGGGCCUGAGCUCCGGGUACCGUGGUGACUGAGUCAGGUGUGGUGCCUGCCCUCCGGGGCUGGCCGAUCUGGGACCUGAGUCUUGAGACACUGGCCCCUGAGUUGCUGAAGCUGCUGAUGGCUCCACGCAAGCAGAGAGAGGCUGCAGAGGCAGAUCUUGGCCCGUGUGGUCGGCAGGAUUUGUCAGAGCUGGGCGGUCACAGCCCGCAGGGUGGGGUUGAGAAAUGGCACUGCUUCCGGAGCCUCUUUGUUCUGCCUCUUGGGGCCACUACUUAACCUGUCUGUAUUCAGUGCCUCCCCCCACAGAGGGGCAUGGGCCCACCUGAGGGGCAAGGGAGGUCAGUGUUUGGAAGUACACCACCACAGGAGGGGACAGCCACCUCCUGCCUUGCCUGGGUUAUGGUGGCGGGGUCCCAUCUGUUUCUUUGAGGGCAUGGUUGAGUCUCAGCUCUCUCCCUUGCUCAUCUCCCUGGCCCGGAGAGGUUGCAGACAUCUGGUCCUCCCUCUUGCUGGCACAUCCUGAGGUCUGGAGAAGUGACCGCCUGUCAGAGCCAGCCAGUGCCAACAGCAUCCCUGCAAGGUGCACCUGCCGCCUGGGCCCGGAGAUCCUGUUCUGACCACAGUUGACCUUUGGAAGAGGGGGAGAGAGAUGCGAGGGUGCUUGUGGGUUUUCCAGCUAAGGGACAAGUGCCCCUGCCACGCCCAGCACCUACACAGAGACGCAGACCCCAGCACCACAGUAGAGCAGCAGUUCAGGGGCUGACGGUCUGGAUGAUGAUGUUGUCUUGGUGUCUGAGCCUGCAUGAGAAGUGAUGUAGAAGGUGUUGCAUGGGUUCCGUGCACAACAUGGGCCCUACUCAGGUGGCUCCAGUCUAGAGACAGAAUGGCCUGCAGGGGAGAGAAACCCCCCAGGGGCAGCACGGCCAGUGGCUGAUUAUGGUCCCUGCUAAGCCCCAGAGCUGGAGCUGGGCAAGUCCUAGGGCAUCCCCAGUGUGGCUGGAGCAGGGCUAUGACCAGGCUGUCUCUGUGGGCUGCUUGGCUAACACCCUGAAAGGGUGCGGGUCCGUGGGCUGAGCCCUGGCUGGGCUGCUCAGAGAAAGGACAGCCCACAGCCUGGCCCUCGUGACGCCUUGGUGCCACUGCAGCCAGCCCCUGCGAAACGCGCCCAAGCCCGUGGUGGGGUCAGGCCCAGCAGAGCGUCCUGCACGGGGGCUCAGGAGUAGAUGGAGGAGGUCCCCAGCUUAACAUAAAGGAAAGCUAGAGAGGACUUGGUCCAAGGAAGCCAAGAACUUGGAAGUGUUGAGACGCCGUGCGCUAGGAGACUUCUGCAGCCCCUCCCGUGAACUGCAGGGACCACCCCGUGUGUCUCCCUCCUGCAUGGCCAUGCCCAGGACCUGCCCUCUCUUCCCCUCUACUAGGAAGGAACCGCCCUGAACCCACGGUGAGGACACCCAGCAGGGCCUCCCACUGGGGUCUCAAGCCAGAGCCGAAGCCGGUGCUCCUCCUGUGGGGGUGUGGGUAUUAAGCGGGCGGUCCAGCUGAGGAUGGAAUCGGACGUCAGCAGGUGCUGAUGGAACAGACGAGGAGAGGAGGUGGCAGGGAGCUUCUUAAGCACGCGGCUGGUCAGCUGAGGUCAGGGUGGGGCCUGACCUUGGCCUUCUGCUCCUUGUCCAGUGUUCUUUCAUUUCACUGCCGCUGCCUCCUUGCACGGAGGUGUGACUGCGGAGCCAUUGUUGUCCAGGUCCGCCCUUGGGCACCUCUUCCAUGUCUCCCACAUCCCCGUGCACCUCCCACAAUGGGAUCAGCCGGUGUGGGACAGCCUGUGGUUGUUGCCCGAGCCGUGCAGGGUAGGAGUGACCAGGACUGUAGCCGAGAGUGACAGGCUGAUUGAUUGGUGGCAUUACUGUGAAGCCGAGACUGCGCCCCCCUCCGGUGGUGGCUCCCGUGCAGUGACACCAGAGCCCUCAGCUUGCUGCGAUCCGCAGGGGAGGGCACAGAGGGUCUGUGUCUGUCCUGCCAGCCUGGCAGUCGCUGGGAUGAAAGAGUUCCGUGAAGCAAUAAACACAAAAGUCUGGGAGAAACUCUCCGGAGUUUUGUGUACGACUCUGUUUUCUUUUGUUCAAAGCGCUGCAGAUCAGCUGACCCUGACCUGCUGUUUGUUCUGACUCCCAAACGCCAUGUCCCCAGGCAGUGUUGUCCCUCUGCCCGGCUCCCCACCCUCCGCCGGCUUCCUCACACCCCUUGUUGAGCUGAGCGUCCGUCUGUCCAUCCGUCGCCUGUGCCGCCUUCUGUCUUGGUCCCACCCCUGCCCCACGUGCACCUGGAGGACCUCCUACCCUGCUCCUCCCCAACACACAUCGCCCCACCAUUCCAGUUUGCUCUUUUCAGUGGGAAAAGGUUUUCCCAGGGCCUCCAUCCCUCCCCACAUUCCCACACACCCACUGGCUGGCCUGAUUUCUUUCUGUUGGUGACACAGUUAACUCUCCGCGGGCAGACCUCGACUUAACCCUUCUCAUAGCGCGUUCUUUCCUUUGGGCACGAUAUUUCGCAUUAACCCACUUCGUCAGCGACAGGUGCGUGUCUGAGGGCGCUGGGGCCUUCGGUGGGGAGGACUCGUGGCCACAGAGGACCAUCUAAUACCUGGACUUAUGAACUGACUGCAUGAGCAACGAAAAGGCCAAAUUAUUCAGAGUUUUUUUCCGAAUCACUGUAAAAACUGAUUUCUUUUGUAUAGAGAACACUAAACGUAUAAUCAAAGUUGUUCAAAGUGGA
Molecule: messenger RNA, 11383 nt
Organism: Oryctolagus cuniculus (rabbit)
Lineage: Eukaryota; Metazoa; Chordata; Mammalia; Lagomorpha; Leporidae
Source: RefSeq, a predicted model, not a curated record